AUGGACAAAGAUUGCGACAUGGUAUAUAAGAAUGUUUCUGACAUAUAUAAAUCUGAAGAAUUUAAGACAUACGACAACUUUGUUUCAUUAGUUGCAAAAUGUGUUUGGGAAAUAAGAGAUAAAGAUAGAAGAGGCAAAGUAUGGAACGAACAAAUAAGACCCGCUAUGUUUGAGAUGAAGAGAGCAAUUGACGCCUUAGUUGUUCUAGCAGGUCAAAUUUCAAUGUAUAACGCAAAAAUGAACCCGCAAUGUUCUAAAUGUAAAGCAGCAAUAAGAAAAUAUAACUACUCAGUCAAAGAGAUAGAAAGAAUGAGAAACGACUAUGCAGACUUAAAGAAAGAAGCAGAAAAGCCAGCAGAAGAUAAAAUGAACAUGUUAGAAUUUCUGAACAAAAACUAUCCAACAGCAGAAGAUUUCCUUCUAUCUGACGUCAAGAAGAAGUAUAAAGAAACCUUCGGUAUUGUUAAAACUUUUGACAUACUGACAGAAGAAAUAGAAGCUACGAAAUUGUUUAGGAUUUCAAAUAUACAUCGUACAAUUCAUGUAAAACGCUUGUGA
Trichomonas vaginalis G3 is the source of this 558-nucleotide messenger RNA. Its product is annotated as organellar and viral DNA polymerase type B. Lineage: Eukaryota; Parabasalia; Trichomonadida; Trichomonadidae. The transcript has a single exon. The record is from RefSeq and is a predicted model, not a curated record. Bases 1 to 558 code for a protein of 185 amino acids.